GGGCACUUUGUGCUCGACAUUAUCAGUGGCCACAAUGAACCAGGCCUCACUCUAUCAGCGCGCCAACCAAGUGCAGCGUCACGAUGCCAAGCUCAUCUUGGAUGAGUAUUCCUCUCGGCUCCAAUGGCGUUCCGAUGGCCAGGACUCGCUGCUGGACGUGGGCUCCGGUUCGGGCAAUGUGCUGAUGGACUUUGUGUAUCCACUGUUGCCCAAGGGCUAUGAGCAGCUGGUGGGCACCGAUAUCUCCAGCAAGAUGGUUGGCUAUGCCAACAAUUGCUAUCGACGCUACGAACGCACGCAGUUCCAGGUGCUCGACAUUGGCUGCGAUAAUUUGCCGGAACAGUUGAAAGGACGUUUUGAUCAUGUCACAUCCUUUUAUUGCCUGCAUUGGGUGCAGAAUCUGCGCGUGGCUUUGAAUAAUAUUUACGAUCUGUUGCGCAACGAAGGAGGCGACUGUUUGCUCGUGUUUCUCGCCUCCAAUCCUGUUUACGAGGUUUACAAAGUGUUGCACACAAACGCUAAGUGGGCUGCCUAUAUGCAGGAUGUGGAACAGUUUAUAUCCCCGCUGCACACAAGUUCAAAGCCUGCGGAACAAUUCAAGCAGCUACUGAACGAAGCUGGCUUCCACUACAAGAACGUUGAGGUACGCAGCGAGGUUUUCGUCUACGAGGGAGUGCGCACUUUGAAAGAUAAUGUCAAAGCAAUUUGUCCUUUUCUGGAGCGCAUGCCAGCUGCCUUGCAUGAAGAGUUCCUAGAUGAUUUCGUUGAUGUUGUUGUCUCAAUGAAUCUAAAGCAACAAACAGACGGCGAUCAGCAGCAACAACGCUUUGCAUCGCCCUAUAAACUGGUUGUGGCCUAUGCUCGUAAGUCUUCCACUUUGUUGGGCAAUGUGCUUAGUGAAAUGUCGAGCACAAAGAGCCUCAAAGGUGUUAGCUAAGCUGGAGAAAACCCAAUUCUAUUUAGUUAAAUAUAUCAUAGUAAUAGUGCCUAAUGAUUGCGGACAUGGUAAAAAAAUAGUUCCUAAUUAUCCUUGCAAAUGAUUUCAAAGUAAAGAAAUUCAUGUUUUUA
Molecule: messenger RNA, 1068 nt
Organism: Drosophila nasuta
Lineage: Eukaryota; Metazoa; Arthropoda; Insecta; Diptera; Drosophilidae
Gene: jhamt
Product: juvenile hormone acid methyltransferase
Exons: 2
Coding region: 35-937 (300 amino acids)
Source: RefSeq, a predicted model, not a curated record